Molecule: messenger RNA, 840 nt
Organism: Neurospora tetraspora
Lineage: Eukaryota; Fungi; Ascomycota; Sordariomycetes; Sordariales; Sordariaceae
Exons: 2
Coding region: 1-840 (279 amino acids)
Source: RefSeq, a predicted model, not a curated record
AUGCCUAAGAGGACGCUCGCUUCCGCCCGUGGGGCGCACUCAGACAAGGCCCAGGGGAUCAACCCCAACAAGCGUCUCGUAGGGAUGAAUAUUCGUACCGUUCCGCAAAGGAUGACCGCGCAGGCCGAACCUUCAGGCCCCGGGGAGGAACCCGAGGAGGAACCCGCUGAGGAGGAACCCGAAGAGGAAUCCGAAGAGGAACCAGCAGCCAAGAAGCGCAAGACAACAAAAGCGGCGGGCGGGAAGAGGAAGAGGGCAUCUAAUGACGAGGAUGAGAACGAGGACGAGGACGAAGAGGAAGCCGAGGAGGAGAGCGAGGCCGAAAGACCUAAGAAGAAAGCGAAACCCGCCGCCAACAAAAAGGCUGGCAAGGGCAAGGGCAAGUCUCCGAAGAAGAAGAAGAAAGCGUCAAACAAGGCCAAGGAGCCCGAAGAACCCGAAGAACCCUAUAAUCCAAACCAGUUGUGGGCGGUCCGGGACAUUAUUUCGCAGCGGACUACUUCAGAAGGCGUACUCCAAUACUAUGUCGACUGGGAACCCACGAAUGGUAGGAAAUGGGAUCCAACUUGGGAGCCGGCCGAAAAUGUUGUGGACACAUCACCAGAGAUAAUCGCUGAAUGGGAAGAGAGAAGGGCCCAGAGGGCGAUAAGUGAAGAGGAAGUCAUGGCCGAGGCCGUAGACCCUGAUGAUAUUGAGGUGGAGGAUGUGCCCGAGGAGGAGAUGCCCGACGAGGAGGUGCGCAGAGAAAUUGUCUAUGGCAGGAGGAGGGCAGGCCCAAAGCCGAUGACGAAGUCGAAGUAUCCGGGGAAGAAGCUUGUCGCUAUGACUGCUCCUAAGUAG